Messenger RNA from Epinephelus moara (kelp grouper), 1458 nucleotides. It is a transcript of the gene fancl, whose product is annotated as FA complementation group L. Gene Ontology annotation, cellular component: Fanconi anaemia nuclear complex; nucleus. Gene Ontology annotation, biological process: protein monoubiquitination; interstrand cross-link repair. The coding region runs from base 243 to 1358 and encodes 371 amino acids. Gene Ontology annotation, molecular function: ubiquitin protein ligase activity. NCBI's taxonomy places the organism in Eukaryota, Metazoa, Chordata, Actinopteri, Perciformes, Serranidae. The transcript has 14 exons. The record is from RefSeq and is a predicted model, not a curated record.
GUUUCACCCUGGAUUUUGUCCUGACUGUUUCCUGGCGAAAAACGAGCAACUUCUUGAGAUUUAACAGCCUUAAUUGAAGCGUCUAAGUUCAAAUGUUUGGUUCAGGCUGCCGAGUUUUUAAAAAGUUUUCAAAGUACCCCGUGUCUGUCUUGCCGAGUUUGCUAACGCUAGCUUAAGGAAGCAGUCCUUCUGUUUUGACAGCUACGUCAGAGUUUGACUAACUUCACGGUAAGAUUAAUGCGAUGGAGAGUUCGUUGGUGAAAGACAACCCACUGCUUUUACCUCUCAACAAGGAGAAAACUGUAUAUGACGGAUUCAUCACAGUCCAGGAACGAGACUUCAGAUUGAGGAUACUUCUCCCACCAGAUCGCCAACUUAAACGGGCCAGGCUGCACUGCUGUUGGCAGUUAAAACACCUGUUGCAUGGGUAUGAGCACAUAGUGAAGCAGAGGCUGCAGCAGUCGGCUGAUCUUGUCAGUUUCAUUCUGGAGCUGAAGACCGUCUUGGAAGUGGGUCUGAAGAGCCGUCCUGAAUGCCGCUCCAUCCCGCCUCCACAGUAUUACUCUCAGCUCAUCUGUGAGAUGGAGACCCUUGGGUGGGGCAAGCUGCUCUUCAUAGACACAGAGUUCCGAACGUUGAGACUGAAGGCAGAGGACUCCUCUGGAAGGCAGCACACUCUCACUAUUAAACUCAAGUCGAAGCACCCUGCAGAGGCUCCUGAAUGUUCAGCCGACCUGCCAGUCCCUCUGACCAUAACCUGGACACCACAGAGUACUCUGGAGCAGCUCCACAGUCAGUUCCUGCUGGUUUUGGAGUCCCUGACCGAGUUCUGGGACGUCCUAGACGAGAUUGACAGUAAGACCUGGAUUCUGGAGCCAGAGAAACCCAGCCGUUCUGACACCAUGAGGCGGAUCGCUAUCGGAAACAACGUAUCCAUCAAAGUGGAGCUGGAUCCCAGACACCCUAAGAUGCUGCCAGAGUGCUGCCUGCUGGGAGCCGAGCACGUGGUGACUCCGCUGAGGAAUAAGCUGAACGCCAAUAUGCACUUGUGGAACCUGGACUCCAGCGUCUUGCACAACCUCCGGGAUGUUUUGGAGAUCGAAUUCCCGUCACCUGCCACCCACGAAAAAUCUAGCUUCAGCGUUGAGUGUGGGAUAUGUUACUCCUACCGUCUUGAAGCUGCGAUCCCUGAUCAGGUGUGUAAUGACCCUCGCUGUGGCCAACCCUUCCACCAGGCCUGUCUGUAUGAGUGGCUGCGAGCGCUCCCUUCCAGCAGGCAGAGCUUCAACAUUGUUUUUGGAGAGUGUCCUUACUGCAGCAAGCCUAUUACUGUGAAAAUGGCGGCCCAGAAGUCCUGAGAAGGACGUUGUGUUCCUGUCAGCACCGUCUCAACUUUGUGAAACAGCUUGGAAGAUAGUGCUGCAACUCAAGGGAUGCACCCCUCUAUCAGCCAAACGU